GUGUCUGCCCAGAGUCUGUCGAAGUGCUAACGGCUAAGCUAAUGCAUUGAGGAGCCAAAUACGAUCCUCUGACUGAAUGUGUUAUCUCCGCUCCGGACACAAAUUCACACACUACCGCCAUGCUACUGCAGCAGUGAGCCUUCUUCACGGCAAUAAAAAGACACGACUGAAUAUCCUUCUGCUCAUCCAAGCGGUAAAACCAGGCAGGUGUGAAUGACCGACGUGGUGCCUACCACCGCCCUCAGUGAAAUAAAGCUCCGCCUGCUCUGCCACGAUGACAUAGAGAGAAUAAAAGUGCUCUGUGGAGAGUGGUUUCCCAUUGAGUAUCCGGACUCAUGGUACCAUGACAUCACAUCAAAUAAGAAGUUCUUCUCUCUGGCUGCCACCUUUAGAGGGGGAAUUGUCGGGAUGAUUGUGGCAGAAAUAAAAAGCAGAACGAAAGUGCACAAAGAGGAUGGAGACAUCUUGGCCUCCAGCUUUCCUGUUGACACUCAAGUUGCGUACAUCCUGAGUUUAGGGGUCGUGAAGGAGUUUCGAAAACAUGGAAUAGGCUCUCUGUUACUAGACAGUCUAAAGGAGCACAUCUCCACCACGGCACAGGACCACUGUAAAGCCAUCUACCUGCAUGUGCUCACCACUAAUAACACUGCCAUUCACUUCUAUGAGGACAGAGACUUUAAACAGCACCACUAUUUACCGUAUUAUUACUCUAUACGAGGAGUGCUGAAGGAUGGCUUCACCUACGUCCUCUACAUCAAUGGCGGACAUCCUCCAUGGACUCUCUUUGAUUAUAUUCAUCAUUUAGGUUCGGCACUGGCCAGUCUGAGCCCCUGCUCAAUCCCUCAGAGAAUUUACCGGCAAGCACAGAAUCUGCUGCGCAGCUUUCUGCCGUGGUCGGGCAUCUCUUCCAAGAGCGGCAUCGAGUACAGCAGAACAAUGUGAGGAUCGGUCAGGUCACAACAGUGCAGGGUGGAAGCUAUUGAUUUGUUUGGGUCACAUCAGAUGCCGAAGAGGAAUGCGAAGACUGAUAUCCGAUCUCUCUGGUCUCGAGCAGUGUAUUAUACUUGUAUAAUUUACAUGUAUAUACUGUACCUAUAUAUACUUUAAUUAAUAUAUAUAUAUGCCUAGUCAUCAGUAGAUUGCCCUUUUUAAUAUAAACUCUCCACUUCAUGCCUGUAAUUCUGCUGCCGUGUAGAAAUAUUCUAUUGUUAAUCCAGAUUUUUAAUAUAAAUAGAUCUUUUUUUUAUUUGUGCCUGUUCUAUAUAGAUGAUUUUAGGGUUUGACGGUAGAAGUACGCAUACCUUUUUCAUUUAGUCACCUUCGUGCACGUGUCAAGCACUAGUGUUUGGUUUUGUGCAGGAUCACUUGGACACGAAGCAUAUAUUUUAGCCCCCAGUUUUAAGUUAGAUGAUUUUUAAAUAACAUUUGCACAGAGGAAAUGAAUGUAGUGUUGCUAUGAAGGGAAAAUAAUGCAGUUACAGACAACCCUCCAUCUCGCCAAAUGUGUAUCGUUGCUGUCAAAUUCAAAUGUGAAGGCUUUUUAAAUUCAGAUCGUCUUAAUUUAGCAAGAGAGUUGCAUCCUGCCAUUCCACGCAGUGUACUUUCUGUUCUUUUAAAGGGGAAAUAAAUGAAUGCUGUGGGGGGAUGAAUGCUUGAAUUUUGGUAUGUUGCUGUGAAUCAGGGAUUUACACACAAAAUAAAACAUUUAACAAUAGAUCACUCCUGCAUUACGUGACUUACAAUAUCAUUUUUUUUUUAUUUAUCUCUGUUUGGCCCUCCAUUCAUGUUCAUGAUGUCUUUGAUGAAACACUGGUUUAUCGGCGAAGGGUGUUUACAGAGAAACAUUGCUGUGAGAUUACAUAAGGAACCUUACAGAAACUGUUCCAUCAUAUGUAAUUGGCCGACAUGUAUUUGGAAUUGUCUGGUAUUCGUCCAUUUCUGGAUCUGUAAAAACAAAAUUGCAUGUAUGAAGAGCUGUUUUGAACUAAUUGUCAGUAUAAUAGAACCACUGUCACCUUGUGCUUUUGAGAUUGUGUGUAAAUCUACAAUUGUCUGUUUUAAUGUUACAUUCCUGUGAACUGCUACAUUGUUGUGUUUCACAUUUCAUUGCGUUAUCAUUUCUUUUGUUAAGAAUCUAAACAGGGGAAAGGUUUUACACUCUUAUAGUUAAAAUAAAAUAAAAUAAAAAUACAUUAUGAAGAGAUGAUGAUCAACAUGUAGGUGACAUGAACUACUGAAAAUAUUAACUGAAAUGUUUUAAUCAUAAUCGUACCUGAAUUGUGAAGCAUCCUCUAGUGUUCACUGAGAGGAUCGUAGACUAGAGAGGAUUUUUUAAAUGUGAACUAAAUGAAUUUUAUUUGUUGUAUUGCUCUUGUCCAUCUGCAUCCUUCUGUGUCUGUUCUUCAUGUAUGAAGUGAUUAUUCAUACAUGCAUUAAAAGCAUUUUGAGAUGACUUAAGAGAGAAAAUAAAUAAACUGAGAUUGUGCAAGCA
Carassius auratus (goldfish) is the source of this 2491-nucleotide messenger RNA. RefSeq names its product N-alpha-acetyltransferase 60, NatF catalytic subunit (gene naa60). The coding region runs from base 214 to 942 and encodes 242 amino acids. Lineage: Eukaryota; Metazoa; Chordata; Actinopteri; Cypriniformes; Cyprinidae. The record is from RefSeq and is a predicted model, not a curated record. Gene Ontology annotation, biological process: N-terminal peptidyl-methionine acetylation. Gene Ontology annotation, cellular component: Golgi membrane. The transcript has 7 exons. Gene Ontology annotation, molecular function: histone acetyltransferase activity; protein-N-terminal amino-acid acetyltransferase activity.